GACUGUAUAUCCAGCUGCUUGGGAGCAGAUUUUUCAUCAUUUCGUUUAACAGUAUACAUUGUGAUAGGUGUGAGAGAUUAUUAGAUUGAAUUUUAUUUUAAUUUGCGAUGUCUGUUCGUCGUAAAAAAGAGUGUAAAGACUGUGAUUGUAAAGCAAGUUAUCAACAAUUUAUUAAGAAACAGUUUCUUCGAAUUGAAGAGCUUGAAAACCAAAUUUCUCUCCUUCGAGUGGAGAGAGAUACACUGUUACAUGAAAAUGAACGGAUUAUGUUUAAUCUUCAGAUGUUAUCCCUCAAAAAUCAAGAAUCAAGUCACAUAGGAAAUUCUGAUAAAUACCACAAUAAUGAUCAAUCUCAUCAAUUGAGGAAGCAACUUCCUGUUGGAGCAACAGCAGCUACAACCAUCCAUGGUUCAACAUCAAAUGGAGGUGAAAGGAAACAAGAGAAUUAUGAACUAUCGCAAGAGAUUAUGGAUAAACGCUUAGAAAUUAUUGUACGUAAAUAUGGUAAGGAGUCGGUUAAAGCAGCUUCAGUUAUACAAAAAGCUUACCGUAAUUAUCAGUUGAAUAAAAGGUUUAAGAAUCUUGCUUUGAAUGCUUUACGCGUCAACAACCAAGCAAAAGAUCUCAAAAGACAACAGCAACUGCAACAGGCCCAUCAAAUUCAACAACAAACGGCAACCCAACAUCGUCUAACUGUGACCGGUGGAGGUAGUGCUUCAAGCGUUGAUGGUCUACUUGUCAGUGAUUUUGUUGAUGCUAGUCAAUCAUUUGAACCUUUACAUCAACAACUUCAAUCUUCUCAAUUUAGUGAACCCAAAUUAACUCGAACCAGUUCAUCAUCAUCGGCUUCUAAAGUUGUCAUUAGUGGAGGCCGCGUGGUGACCAAGAAAGUCUCUGCCAAUUCUAAUCAACAACAACAAACUCAAGAACAACAGUCAUCAAUACCUUCUUCGAACUCAGCAUCUCAACUCCAUCAUCAUCAUCAUCCGCAACAACAACAACAGCAACAACAAUUUCUUCAACAACAUCAACUCCAACACCAACACCACCAACAACAACAAUUACAACAAAAUCAAAUAGUAACUCAUACCCAUCAUGGUGGAUCUAUGAAAACCUCCGUUUCAGCUACUUCGUUUCCCCACCGAACUCCACAUUAUGAUGUUAUAAGAGCUCGUGAAUAUCGUGUUGGCCUAAAUUUGUUUAACAAAAAUCCUCCUGAAAGAGGAAUACAGUAUCUGUUUGAUAAAGGAUUCAUUGAUGAUAUAGUUGAUGAAAGUAAAUUAGUUCAUUAUUCUGGUAAUCUUGAAAGCGGACGUAAAGCUUUAAGAGUGGCUCUAUUUUUGUUGACUAAAAAAGGAUUAUCUAAACAAAUGAUUGGUGAAUAUUUGGGAGAUUUACAGUCACCAUUUAACCAAUUAGUAUUGAAAUUUUUUGUGCGUGAAAUGGAUUUCACAGGAAUGUUAUUAGAUGUUGGACUGCGAAAAUUUCAAACGUUCUUUCGUUUUCCCGGUGAAGCUCAAAAAAUUGAAAGAUUGGUUGAAACUUUUGCUGAACGUUACUGUGAAUGCAAUGAAGGUCUUGAACUAGAUCGAAAAGGUGAUUCAGAGGAAACUCCUAUUAUAACUAAUAAGGAUGACGUAUUUAUCUUAUCAUUUGCAAUCAUCAUGUUAAAUACUGAUCUUCAUGUACCAAAUAAUAAACGUCGUAUGACAGUUGAUCAAUGGAUUAAGAAUCUUCGAGGUGUUGUAAAGUCAAAUUUAACUGAAGACUUUCUCAUUGGAAUUUAUGAAAGGAUAAAACAAGCAGAAAUGAAAACAGGCCAUGAUCAUUGUUUACAAGUGCUCAAAGUUCAAGCUUUUUUGGUAGCUUCAUCUAGAAAUAUAACAGUUCCAAAUUUAAGUGCAAAUACUUACAGAAGGUUAAUUUGUUUUUGUCGUCUUCAUGAGAUUGUUGACCUAAACAAAAAGGAACGCCAAGGUCAACAUCAAAGGGAAGUUUUCCUUUUCAAUGAUCUACUUUUAGUAACCAAAGUAUAUAAGAAAGGUGCUGCAUCUCGAACCUCUGUAACAUCAUCUUCAAUGGCCUCAAAUCAAUUGGGCAAUGGUGGUUCAGUUGCUUCACAAUUGUACAGUUAUCGUCGAAGUAUUUUAUUAACAUCAGUCAAUGUUUCCCUGUUCUCUACACUCUAUUAUCCUUAUGGAAUUAAGAUUUCAUCAAGAGUUGAUAAAGACAAAACAUUGAUUUUAUUUAAUGCACGUAAUGAUACAGAUAGAUUUAAAUUUUUUGAAGACCUUAAAGAAAGCAUUGCUGAAAUGCAUCAAAUGGAAAUAAUCCGAAUUCAGUCAACUAUGGGUAAUUCAAAUGGUUGUUCAGCUUCAGCUUCACCUUCAAAUAAUUCUUCAUCAUCAGCCAAAAGAUUAACAGUUAAUUCUGUAGGUACUGUUUCCAGUUCAUCAAUACCUACCACUGGAAAUAGUAAUUCGUCUUCAUCGGCUACAACAAUAGCAACACCACCAACAACAUCAACAUCAUCUACAGGAAAUCUUCCCAAUUUAAAUCAUUCUUCUCUUAUGGAUUUAACAGCAACUUCAUCCAAUUCUUCAUCGCCAUCUUCUUCAUAUUCCUCACCAAAAUCAGGACUUUCUUCUAAUAAACACCAAGUUAACAAAGUAUCAGUAUCAACAUCUUCAUUAGAUUCUGCUCUUCCAAAUAAUAAAGCAUCACUUCCAUCUUUACCUAUUCAACCAUCUUCUUCUCAAUCAACUUCCUCUUCAUCUUUAUCAACUGCAGCAGCAACAAAUAUUACAAAUCAAGGGUCAAAUUCAAAUACAGAUUCAAUGACUAGUUCAUUGUCAACAACAUUAACUAUGACACCUCAUAGUCUUGUCUCAUCAACAUCAUCAUCGUCGUCAUCUUCAUCAACAAACCAACCAUUAACGUCAACUCAAAUUCAAAAUUCUACAUCGACUGCGUUAACAGCGACAACAACUCAUUAUGUUUAG
Tetranychus urticae (two-spotted spider mite) is the source of this 3002-nucleotide messenger RNA. RefSeq lists its product as uncharacterized. Gene Ontology annotation, molecular function: guanyl-nucleotide exchange factor activity. Lineage: Eukaryota; Metazoa; Arthropoda; Arachnida; Trombidiformes; Tetranychidae. The record is from RefSeq and is a predicted model, not a curated record. Gene Ontology annotation, biological process: regulation of ARF protein signal transduction; actin cytoskeleton organization.